AAUGUCAUUGAAAUAAAGCUGAACUAUUGAACAAGAUGAUUAGUGCAAAUUAGUUUGUGAGCCUCUCUUUCUCAGUCUCUAUAGAGGAAAGAAAUGGAUGAAAUAGAGCACAAGUUCGUAGAAGUCAACGGGCUAAAAAUCCACCUAGCUGAGAUUGGAAGUGGGUCGGAUCAGGUGGUGUUGUUUUUGCACGGGUUCCCUGAGAUAUGGUACUCGUGGCGGCACCAGAUGGUGGCGGUGGCCAAAGCCGGGUACAGAGCCAUUUCGCUCGAUUACAGAGGCUAUGGGCUCUCGGAUCCGCCCCUCCAGCCCGAGAACACCUCCUUCCUUGACCUUGUCAAUGACCUCGCCGCUCUUCUUGAUGCUCUUGCUAUUCCGAAUGAUAACAAGGUCCCAUCUUUUCUCACCCAUUUCUUUCGUAUCUGUUUCUCCCAUUAAACCAUGUUCCUUUUCUUCUAAAAAUCAUUUCAAUUGUGAAAGUUUUGCUCAAUAUGGUGUCCAUAGAAUAGAUAUAAAGUGAAAAUUGAGGUAAAAUGUUAUUUUGAUUUCGAAAACUGUCCAGGCACCUCCUUGAAUUAUAGUGUUGACAGUUUAACACUUUAUUGAACUUCAUAGAAUACUCAUUUUGAUCUCAGCGCAAGCAGUACUUCUCCCUUCUAAAAAACAAGUAAGGGCGGUUUAUGUUCAAUUUACGGGCUUAACUAGAAUUUUUCAUCUAUUAACUAUUAAGUCAGGUUUAUUUAUGACUUAAAUGAAAACACGACUUUAUCACGGAGUAUAUAAAUUGAACAUAGUUGUAGUUACUAAAAGGCACUGUGUCAUUUUUCGUCCACCGUGAUUACUUUAGUCAUAUAUUAGCAAUUGUUUCUAAAUAAUAUUGGUACACUAUAUUGAUUUUAUAUCAAAGAUAAUUGUUUCGGAUUUUUACCGAUCGGUCAGGGGUAUAGAUUUUAAGGACCGUUACUGGGCCCAAAUUUUCAAUUUUAGUCCGGGUAUUUUAUUUGGCUCGUUAAAAAGAAAAACCCCUAAACACUAGCAUCUUUCAAGCCGGGUCAAGGUUGGUUCUGGGUUUCAAUUCGGUUUUUCCGACCCCUAUUUUUAAGGUCAUUUUUAGUUGGAUUGAAACUUUCUGGUCUGAUCUCAUUAUGUUUGGUCAGGAGAAAGUCUAUUUUAUGUGUACUUAACUAUUGACUAAAUCUGGUCCAACUAAUUGUUUAUUACGGUCUGGAACGAUCUGGUCUAAGAUGACAAUGAAUUUAACUAAAACAUCAUAAGUGGCAACAAACGUCUAGAAUAGGCUAACCAAAGCCUCUUUUCGUCUUUUAAAAUAUUGGUUUUUUGUAUUAAAAUAUUAAGUAACAUUGUCAGUGAUUAUACUCGUUACUCGUUAUGACGAUUAUGAUUUAGGUAAAGUUUUUCCGUUGCGUAAUAGACUGUUAUGGGUAGGCACAUUACUCAACGGGCAGGUACAAUUAUAUGCAUAACAAUCCCUCUCUAGACCCAUUUGUUUCGGUGUUUUCAUUUCUGGGAAUAAGUUCAGCUUGUAGAGAUUGGAUCAUGUUGAAUAGAUUAUUUAAGCUAAAUAAUCUAAGUAUAUAUGCUUUUAAUGAAUUGAUUAAAAUGUUUUUAUAAAAUAAUAUCAUUUCUAUUCCUUUUGGCAAAAAAGUGGCAUUCAAAUGGAUCAGCAACAACAACAUCCAAGUGUUAGAGCUCAUUUGGUUACCAUGUGUUUUGAGUUUUCAGACUUAUCAGCCAACUUUUUUAAUAAACACGUAAAUUUGGUUUUCGCGUUGAAUUGUGUAAUAAACAAAUUAAGUAAUGUUGAAGUUACUUUUCUAGUUGAAUUGACUUGACUGUAGUUAUUGUAGACAAUAUUUUAGCUAUUUUUUGACAUAUAAUUUUUCAUUUGUUUUAUUAAUGAAAUAUAUUUAAAAUAUAUAUUUUCAUAGUUCAACAAAUUCAAUCAAUUCAGGUACAUUAGUCAGAACUUCAUCAAUUUCAGCAUUCUACCGAUUCAGCCAAUAUCAAUGUUACAAAACAGGCUCUUAGUCCCAAAAGAUUUUUGAAUCGGGUAAAAUGAAUUGAUACAUGAUAUGAGAGGCAAAAACACAAUUUCAUAUAUAUUAACGCUUGAGAGAAAAUAUGGUAGAGGUGAUUUUGCUUGAGGGAAAUUUAGUAUAUUCAACCAUGUUAAGGAUGUUUCUAUUUUCAAAUAAGCCCUAAAUGUCUAAACUUAUGUCUACAUAUGCUUCUUGUUUGUGGUGUUGUUACAAGACUUGUCUCACAAGAACAUAAGCAUUUAGGUUUUCUUGAUUGGUAAAGAUUUUGGAUCCGCUGUUCUGUCUUACUUCUGCCUUCUCCAUGGGGAGAGGGUAGCCGGAUGUGUUACAUUGGACGUUCCAUUCAUGAUUUUACGAGGUUCGACAUAUACAGAUAAGCUGCCUGAAGGCUUCUACAUUUCAAGAUGGAAGGUAGGCUGCUUGUUUCUUUCCCCUGUAUCUUUGGAAAAAUCAUAUCCAGAAGCUCUUAACUGGCGUUCUUUAAGGAGCCGGGGCGAGCUGAAGCUGACUUUGGCCGAUUUGAUGCCAAAACUGUCGUGAAGAACGUCUACAUCCUUUUCUCCCGGAGUGAAAUACCGAUUGCGAAUGAGAAACAGGAGAUCAUGGACAUGGUGGACCCAUCUACUCCUCUACCUCCUUGGUUUACUGAACAAGACUUGGCAACCUAUGGAGAGCUGUAUGAGAAAUCUGGGUUCCGAACUGCAUUGAAGGUUCCUUAUAGGUCACUUGGUGAAAAACAGAUUGACCUGCCAGCUGACUCAAGAAUUAAAGCUCCAGCAUUGUUCAUUGCGGGGAAGAAGGAUUACUUCAUGAAAUUCCCUGGGGUGGAAGAGUACAUAAGUGGUGGGAUGUUGGAAGCUUUUGUGCCCAAUGUGGAUAUAAUCUAUAUUCCUGAAGGGAGUCAUUUUCUUCAAGAGCAAUUUCCUGAUGAGGUGAAUCAGCUUAUCCUCAAGUUUCUCCACACCCACAAGUAGAAUGCACCCCACAGUCACAUGCUGCUAUGAUGUACGAUAGUAUUUUAUUAGAGGUUGGGCCUUCGAUUACUUAAAAAUUUGUGUCUUGGAAGUUGGACAAUAUCAUCUAAGGUUUAGUUCAAUGUAUACAUAACAUGCUCUAUGCAACAUAAUUACGUGGUACCAAUGUACCAUUUAUACAUCUGUGGACAAUGUCUUGCGAUGGUUUUCUUGUGAAACAUAAAUAAAAGGCUUGUAAUCUAUACUCUU
Cuscuta epithymum is the source of this 3283-nucleotide messenger RNA. NCBI's taxonomy places the organism in Eukaryota, Viridiplantae, Streptophyta, Magnoliopsida, Solanales, Convolvulaceae. The record is from the annotation of a GenBank genome assembly.